UUCUUUCUUCGCUUUCUCCCUACUUUUUCUUUUCCAUUAGGUACGUGGGCGUAUUUUGGGUAUUGGCGGCAAUGGAGAUGUGCCCAAAUGAAUUCUUCUGUUAGAUAAUUUUAGCAUUCCGUUUCAUCAAUUCGCAAUAUUAAUUCUUGUGUUUUGCAAAAGCUAAUUUGAUUGUUUCUCCUUUCUUUUUGCAACAUUGUUAUCUUGAUCAAUUUUGUUAUUUCUAGCUCUUAUCUCUCAUUCGAAAUGUUAUGAUCUUGAAAUGUGAUAGUCAUAGACGCUGUAUUUUUAGAUUUCGAGUUAAAGAUUUUUAGAACAUAACUUUUCGAUUAUUCGAUUUAACGACAAGGGGCUUUUACAUAACAAUUUAGACAAAAAUUCAAUAAUUAAAAAUAUUUUGCUUUUCUCAGAAUGCAUGAUUAGGUUGAGCAAUCAUAUACAAUCUUGGUAAGUUGGAUUUGUUGAUGAAUUUUGUUAUUAGAAGCAUGAAGACAGAAUUCACGUUUAUGGAGGUUGGCGGCAACUUAUACAGUAGCAUUUAUUGGAGAGGCUCAAAGCACAUUAUGAAUGGAGAUCUGAAAUUGAGAAUUAGAAUCCCUCGCAAUGGUGGUGACUGGUUCUUCUUCAGAGCUGGUGUAGAAGUGCUGCAUACCCAAUGCCAGCGCGCCUCUAAACCAGCUUCAAAAUCCUCCAUAGAUGCAUUGCCAUCUGUCACGAUUUCCACCGACAAAGAUAUCAUCUGUGCCGUUUGCACAGAAAGAUUGGAGGAGGGGUCUCAGACGUGCAGGGAGCUUCCGUGCAAGCAUUUGUACCACUCCGACUGCAUCGUGCCAUGGCUGCAACGACGCAAUUCCUGCCCUAUUUGUCGCCACAUGUUAACUCACAACUCCACACAACAAAGUGGAGAUGAUCAAGCAAUACAGAUGAAGCGUUGGUCUUGCUUGUGGUCGUUGGGAUCUCGCCGUGAAAAGAAGCUGAACCUUAUCUCCGGGGACGCCCCUUCUAUAUAGCAAAAGGGCAAAGGCUUAGAACUCCCAAAUUUUUUAAAUAGGGCAUUAGCCAAAACAUAAACUCCUAUAUUAUUUACGGGGUUAGGUUGUAGUGAAAAUGCUAUUUUUCAUGAGAAAUGAGAAUAAUGCAUAAGUCAGUAUAUAGUGUUACAUAAGUUACUUGUAAUGAUUGAAUAACAGUAUUUAAUUAAUUGAUAAAAA
Molecule: messenger RNA, 1211 nt
Organism: Salvia miltiorrhiza (redroot sage)
Lineage: Eukaryota; Viridiplantae; Streptophyta; Magnoliopsida; Lamiales; Lamiaceae
Product: E3 ubiquitin-protein ligase RING1-like
Exons: 2
Coding region: 465-1010 (181 amino acids)
Biological process (GO): protein ubiquitination
Cellular component (GO): cytoplasm
Molecular function (GO): ubiquitin protein ligase activity
Source: RefSeq, a predicted model, not a curated record